Molecule: messenger RNA, 2292 nt
Organism: Leptopilina boulardi
Lineage: Eukaryota; Metazoa; Arthropoda; Insecta; Hymenoptera; Figitidae
Gene: alpha-PheRS
Product: phenylalanine--tRNA ligase alpha subunit
Exons: 8
Coding region: 164-2242 (692 amino acids)
Biological process (GO): phenylalanyl-tRNA aminoacylation
Cellular component (GO): cytosol; phenylalanine-tRNA ligase complex; cytoplasm
Molecular function (GO): ATP binding; phenylalanine-tRNA ligase activity; tRNA binding
Source: RefSeq, a predicted model, not a curated record
AUUUCCAAGGUUGCCAACCCUGUUGUCCAUUGCCAAUUUCACGGAAGUUACGCCGACAUAAGGGACAUAAGUUUACAACGUUGAUGAAAAAAAUACAAAAAUAUUCCAGAUUGCAUCAUUUUUUAUAGAAAAACACGAAUAUCAGAAAAUUUGUGACAUCAAUAUGACGAACGAACUGUCAGAAAAGAUUUUAGAAUAUUUAUCAAAAUGUGAUAAAGUGAAUUCUCUUGAUUUGUCGAAUGUUUUUCAAGAGGAUCAUCAAAAGGUGAUUGGAGCUGUAAAAAGUCUUCAAACAAUAGGAAACAUAAUAAAUGUUGAGCAAAUAAGUACGAAAAAAUGGGAACUUACCGAGGAAGGUCAACAUGUUUUAAAAUUUGGAAGUCAUGAAGCUGCAGUUUAUAAUGCAGUUUCUGAAAAUGGUACAGCGCAAGCUGAAAUUAUGAAAAUUGUACCUUUUGCAAAAGUUGGUGUUUCUAAAGCACUCGCGGCUGGAUGGAUUGAAAUUGAUAAGAAUAAUAAAUCUUUAAUUAAAAAGAAAGUAUCAUCUAUUAUUGAUGUUGCUCAAAAUCAUUUGAUGAAUAUCAUUGAUGUUCCUGAUAAUGUUAAACAGGACUAUAAGAAAAGAAAACUUCUACAACAAAUUAUAAUAAAAAGUGUAUUAUUGAGUAAAGGUGAAUUUUUUUCAACGAAAAUUGAAAAACAAGAGGCUGAUGUAACUGCUGAUUUAUUAGUGAAUGAUGCAUGGAAGGAGAAAAAAUUCAAGCCCUACAAUUUUGAUGCUUUGGGCUCAGCUUUAGAUAUUGGACAUCUUCAUCCAUUGUUAAAAGUUCGUAGUGAAUUUAGAAAAAUUUUCCUUGAAAUGGGAUUUACGGAAAUGCCAACGAAUAAUUAUAUUGAAAGUUCUUUUUGGAAUUUUGAUGCUCUUUUUCAACCACAACAACAUCCUGCGAGAGAUGCUCAUGACACAUUUUUCAUAUCUGAACCAAAAUUAAGUACCAAGUUUCCGGAAGAUUAUUUGAAAAAAGUUAAGGAAGUUCACAGUGUUGGCGGUUAUGGAUCGCAGGGUUAUCGUUACGAUUGGAAAAUAGAGGAAGCACAAAAAAAUCUUCUUCGUACACAUACAACAGCUGUUAGUGCACGAAUGUUACAUAAAUUAAUGUUAAACGGUGAAUUUAAGCCAGUAAAAUAUUUUAGUAUUGAUCGUGUUUUUCGUAAUGAAACUUUAGACGCAACUCAUCUUGCUGAAUUUCAUCAAAUCGAAGGUGUUGUAGCCGAUUAUAAUUUAUCGUUGGGCGAUUUAAUUGGUACAAUUUAUGAAUUCUUCCGUAAACUCGGUAUCACUCAACUUGAAUUUAAACCGGCCUAUAAUCCAUAUACAGAGCCGAGUAUGGAAAUAUUUUGUUUUCAUAAUGGUCUUGGUAAAUGGAUUGAAAUUGGAAAUAGUGGAAUGUUUAGACCUGAAAUGUUACUGCCAAUGGGUAUUCCCGAAAAUGUGAAUGUUAUCGCCUGGGGUUUGUCACUGGAGAGGCCUACGAUGAUUAAAUAUGGUUUGAAUAAUAUUCGUGAUUUAGUGGGACCAAAAGUUGAUUUACAAAUGGUUCACGAUAAUCCUUUCUGCCGAUUAGAAAAAAAUGAUUCCAGAUCAGUGCAAAAGAAUGAAAAAGAAAGCGAGGAAUUUUUCACUUGUUCUACUCAAGAAAGAAUACAAGAUAAUAGAAAAGAGAUGAUUAUCUUUUGUGAUCCAAAAUAUCCACCGUAUUCUUUAGAAACAAUAAUAUCAAUUUUAAAGAAGGAAUUUACAAUUACUGUAUCUGUACAUUUACAUUCGACGAUAGAGAAAAUUUCUCCUUUACUUGUGAAAUUUUGUUCGGAAUUUAUUGAUAAUUGUGAAAAAAAUGUUGAUCUUGCAAUUAUUGUUAUUUGGCGAAAUGUGGGUGUAAAUCCGCGAAUGAUUAUCACUAGUUCGCAUGAAAUUGUGGGUGAAAUUAAUAUUGCACGUUUUUUUAAUCGUUUAAUUGAAAGAAGGAAACCAAAUCUUUUAAAAUAUGAAAGUAAUGGUGUAAUUUACGCGAAUAAAAUUGACAAUAUUCUCGAUAGGAUUCAUCAAAUUUUAUAUAGUUCAAAUAAACAAAGUAAAUUAAAUAGUUUACACGAUUUUAACAAAGGACGUUAUUUCUUAGGAAAUGAAAUUUCAAUAGCUGAUUUAGUUUUUCAAUCAUUUUGUCGACAAAUUCGUGAUUAACAAUAGACUGUCAUUAUUUUAAUAAAUUUUUUUAAAUUAAGAAAUCAAAA